AACGUGCUCCCCCGUGAGUCGAAACCCUAAUCUCUUCCGAUCCCCGGAUUGCGGCGUGAUGGCGGCGUCGACGGAACGUCCACGCCAGUCCGGGUGGCCAAACCUACGGAGAGGUCUCCUGCGCAAAGUCCUCUCCCGGCUCCCGUCCCUCGCCGACCGCGUCCGCCUCCGCGCCGUCUGCCGCCCAUGGCGCACGCGCGCCACGCUCCAGCCUCCGCCCCGUCGCCCGCUCCCCUGGCUCGCCCUCCCGGGCGGCACCGUCUUGGACUUCGCCAACAAGAGCACGCACCGUCUGCGUAUUCCAGACGACGACGGCGGCCCCUGCUACAGCGCCGGCGACAAUAUGUUCUUCCUCCACCACAACGACGGGCGGUGCUUCGUGGUCAACGGAUUCUCUGGCGCCGCGACGCCUCUCCCCGAGCUGGCUGCUCUCCUGCAGUCUCACAUGGUAAAUCCCUGCGACGAGAAGAAGUCUGACAAGUUCGAUUGCAAGUCGUAUGACAAUAUGAAGAUCAAGAAGGUGGUGAUGUCCUCCGUGGCAUCCUUACCGAAUCAUCAUCGCGUUGUGGCCGUUCUAGCCAGUAACUGCUCUAAAUCCAGAGUCUUUAUUUCUACAUGCCGACCGGCCGGCGAGAUCAACUCGUGCCUUGUGAUGCGGGAGAAAUCCACCAUCCUCGACAUCGCCUUUUUUCAAGGGAAGAUUAUGCUAAUGUUCACAUGUUCCAGGAGCUUGUCGCCGUCGAUCUCAGAGAUGGCUGCCUCGAUAAGCCAACGCCGCCCGGCGUCGAACCCCAAGUGAAAGCAUACACAUCAUGGAUAUGGCC
This is a messenger RNA of Triticum urartu, 824 nucleotides long. NCBI's taxonomy places the organism in Eukaryota, Viridiplantae, Streptophyta, Magnoliopsida, Poales, Poaceae. The record is from RefSeq and is a predicted model, not a curated record.